AGCGAGCAAAAGACACCACAACCUGUCCAAGGCAAUAUUAUAUAUUUAUUAGACAGCCACGUGUGUUGGCAUGUAGCGUAUUUACACACAAAGUUGUAGCUCGCUACAUACUAGCAACGAAGUCGCGAUAUUGCUAGCGACAGCGCCAUGUCGGAUUGCGCUGCGACCGACGACGACUCGGCAGUACCAUCGCUAGAGCAGUCGUCUGAGCAGGAUUCUGGGCCAGCGUAUGUGGUUGACAAACAAAAUCAGUUCCGGGAAAUGGCUUCGGGUGAUAUGGGAGACGGUAUGCGUGGUUUGGGUGGUUUAGAUGUACCGAUAAGUAAUAAGGGUCAAGCACCCGGCAAGAAUACACCGUCUGUUUCGGAAAGGAAACGGCUGGACGGCAGCUCAGACCCCACCGUUAACUACGAACAACUGACCGGCGAACCGAGUGGUACUAGUCUAAUGGGCUCUGAUGCCAUGCAAGGGCGCAGUCCAGCAGUUUAUAAGGUACAU
Molecule: messenger RNA, 498 nt
Organism: Sphaeroforma arctica JP610
Lineage: Eukaryota; Ichthyosporea; Ichthyophonida
Exons: 1
Source: RefSeq, a predicted model, not a curated record